AAUACUCUAGAUUAUUAGUUUUUUUUUAAAAAGAAAGUUUAAUGUGUGUCUCAGACCCUUAUAAUGCAGACUCUGCUUCCGUACCGAUCAUACUCGAUAGAAAAUACGAGGAUAAUCUCUGUGUAGAAAUGCUGAAUUUAUUUGAAGAGCUUCUUCCUACCAGAGAGAGCCACAACCGACGUAUGGCUCUUGUUCGCAAGAUAGAACGCCUUUUGAAUGCAGAGUGGCUUUCACAGAAUAUCACAGUUCACUUGUUCGGAUCAUCCGUCAAUGAUCUCGGUACAAGCCAUUCUGAUGUCGAUCUUUGCAUUACUACCCAGUGGAGUGGCCUUCGCAACAUACGAACAUUGGCCAAAUUAUUUCGAAAAUGUGGCAUGCAGCAGGUUGCCUGUGUCCCAAAUGCAAAGGUCCCAAUUGUGCGUCUUUUUGAUCCCGAAUCUCGCCUUGCAUGUGAUAUCAAUGUCAACAAUACAUUGGCUAUCCAGAACACAAAGAUGAUCAAAACAUAUGUAGCAAUAGAUACUCGUGUCAGACCCUUUACAAUGAUUAUCAAAAACUGGGCAAAGCAACGACUUCUUAAUGAUGCUGCGCAUGGUGGAACCCUCUCGACGUAUACAUGGACUUGUAUUGUAAUUAACUUUUUGCAAAUGCGGCAACCACCAAUUCUUCCUGUGCUUCAUCAGCUAAAAAAAGAUUCGAGUUCAGAGCUUUUUUUCAGUAAUAUUGAAAAGCUACAUGGAUACGGAGAAGCAAACCAUGAAAGUCUAGGUGGUCUUCUAUUUGCCUUUUUCCGGCGAUAUGCACUUGAAUUUGAUUAUGACACCCAGGUUGUAUCUGCAAGACAUGGGACUUAUUUGACAAAAGCAGAAAAAGGCUGGGAUACUGGGCGUAAUGUAACAAGCUUCUGCGUCGAAGAACCGUUUAAUGUGACAAGAAAUCUCGGAAAUUCAGCCGACAUAGAAUCGGUACAUGGCCUCCGUCUUGAAUUCAAACGUGCUCUU
Messenger RNA from Phycomyces blakesleeanus NRRL 1555(-), 1001 nucleotides. RefSeq lists its product as hypothetical. Gene Ontology annotation, molecular function: nucleotidyltransferase activity. The annotation marks the transcript as partial. The record is from RefSeq and is a predicted model, not a curated record. Lineage: Eukaryota; Fungi; Mucoromycota; Mucoromycetes; Mucorales; Phycomycetaceae. The transcript is spliced from 6 exons. Gene Ontology annotation, biological process: RNA 3'-end processing.